Messenger RNA from Pelmatolapia mariae (spotted tilapia), 1173 nucleotides. It is a transcript of the gene psmb11b, whose product is annotated as proteasome 20S subunit beta 11b. Gene Ontology annotation, cellular component: proteasome core complex. NCBI's taxonomy places the organism in Eukaryota, Metazoa, Chordata, Actinopteri, Cichliformes, Cichlidae. The record is from RefSeq and is a predicted model, not a curated record. The transcript has a single exon. Bases 1 to 1173 code for a protein of 390 amino acids.
AUGGCUUUACAGGACAUAUGCAAUUUUCAGUCUGUCUUUGAGGACCGUCUAACUACAGAAUAUCCUGCAGUGCCACAUGGAAAAAAGAUUGCUUCCAACUAUGUGAGUGGUUUGCCCUUUAGCAAUAACAAAAGUUUGUUUCACUUUUAUAUUCCAGUGGCAGAGUACUUAGAUGAAAGUCCGAUACAGUUUGGGCAAAUCAGCACAGUCCAGAACUGCAGCGCCGUCUCAUCUGAAGACCCCUUCUUAACAUCCUCCUCCUUGCCAACAUGCCUUCCGUUUGCCUCUUCACAGUCUGUGCCUCUGCCCUUUCCCAUGGCUCAUGGCACCACCACCUUGGCUUUCAUGUUCCAGGGUGGCGUGAUGGCUGCAGCAGACACUCGUUCCAGUUGCUCAGGCCUCGUCGCGUGCCCAGCCUCGCAGAAGAUCCUGCCCAUUCACAGUCACUUGGUGGGCCUGACCUCGGGCACUUCAGCCGACUGUGCGCUUUGGAAACGUAUUUUGGCUCGCGAGCUGCGGCUUUACCAACUUCGCCACGGUCGACGGUUGUCCACGAGCGGAGCUGCCAAAUUGCUUUCGCACAUGCUUCACCCUUUCAAAGGAACUGAGCUGUGUGUGGCUGCCACGUUGUGUGGGUGGGAUGGAGGAGAGGUGGACGAUGGAUGUGAUUACCAUGGAGGCACAGAGACCAGUCCUGGUAGUCGAGGAGAAACAACAAAGAAUCAAAUGACUGAGCAGAAAAACUUUGUAGAUAGCACCAAUGCAAAGGUUUCUCUGGCAAAGGAUGAACGCUUUUCUUUCUCUCAGCAGUGCUUCAUCAGAAAGAAAAUGAAUUUAUCUGGACCAAGGCUUUUUUAUGUAUGCAGUGAUGGUACUCGCCUACGGGGAAUGCUUUUCUCUGUGGGCUCAGGAUCCCCUUAUGCCUACUCAAUUUUGGACCAAGGUGUUCACUGGGGGCUGACAGUAGAUGAGGCCAAGUCAAUAGCUAGAGAAGCUGUGUACAGAGCUACAUAUAGGGAUGCAUAUUCCGGAAACUGUGUGGACAUGUAUCACAUCACGUCAAAAGGCUGGACACGCAGAAACCGGGAGGAUUUGAAAGAGGAAUAUUACCGAGAAAAGGAAAGGCGAAAGCAUGAGAAAACAGAGAGGCGGGAUGUGACUUUUUCUGACUAA